Messenger RNA from Mytilus trossulus (common blue mussel), 4031 nucleotides. RefSeq names its product dentin sialophosphoprotein-like. The transcript is spliced from 2 exons. Bases 243 to 3599 code for a protein of 1118 amino acids. The record is from RefSeq and is a predicted model, not a curated record. Lineage: Eukaryota; Metazoa; Mollusca; Bivalvia; Mytilida; Mytilidae.
GUCUAAGAGAAAAACAGAGAAAAUCCCACAAAGGUUGUAGAAAAAAGUGCCAUAUGUACUUGAGAUGUUACUUAUAUUGCUUCCGGAUGCAUGUGCGUGAACACAUAUAAGUAAAUGUAAAAUGUGGUCUUAAUUGAUAAUAAAAUUAAUAUUAUCAUUAAACAUGAUAUCAUUCGAACUUUACACUUCUCGUCAGCACAUACUGUACAUAGGAUGGUUAAUGAAUUGGAUGGACCUCAAACAUGAACCCGAAAUGGUUGUUUCUUCUGUUUCUAAAAACUUUAGUUAUAUCUGAAAUCCAUGGACGUAAAGAUCAUUUCAGUUUUCAAUGCAUGAAUAAAAAUAUUACCAGGAAUAAAAUUACAGAUAAUUGCUCAUGCAUAACUUCAAAUGAAAUUAAAACGACUAAAAUAUUUAAAUGCAAAUGUGAAAGUGCUGGAACUGAUCGCAAUGUUUGGAUGGAAUUUUUUUGCACACAUUCCUCCAGUAAAGACAGAAGUUUAAAAACCAUUCCUUUGGAAAAAUUUAAAAGCACGAACGAAGUCUAUUUAAAUCGUUCUUGCAUCUCUGUGGUUUUCAGUAAGGGAGUACCACAGUAUAGAAUUGAAUUGUUCUGUAGGGGAUAUGGACUUGGAGUUGUAUGUAAGUGUAAUGUGCCAGUGGACAAUGAACUUGGUCAAUCAGUGAGUUCUAAUGAUUUGACAUUGAGUGACAAUGGAAACCCGGAAUCUCCAUUGAUGUCCUGGAAUGACAGAGAAAAGAGAGAUGUUGAUGAUGUUGUUAAUACCACUCAGAUUUCAGUUGAAACCACAGCACAAAAUAAUAAAAUGACAACAAAGCUGAUGACCUCCAUACUCUCAAAGGGUUCAACCGAUACGACAACUGUUAGGAAAACACAAACGACUAAACAGGGACGUAAUACGACUAAGCAGGGACGUAAUACGACUAAGCAGGGACGUACAUUAUCACAUAUCACAGCAAAAACUAGUCAAUAUGUGGCAACUACAACCAAUGAAUUAGCCGUAACCAGUCAGAAAGCUCAAGCAAGUCAUCAAAACACAAUAAUUACAACAAAUAGUCGCCAGGUGUUAUCGACAGAGUCAGAAUUUACAAGUGAAACAGAAAACACAACGAAGCAGAUUGGCGUCGCACUACCGAAAAGUAAGAAAGGUGGUUCUGCAGUCGCCAUUGCUGUAGGAGUAAUCGUUCCUAUUCUAAUUCUGACAAUAAUUGGAGUUGUAGUUUAUAAAUGGUACAGACGAAAAUAUCCCGUUCGUAUGGUCCUUGGUAAAAACUUUUCAAAAUUUCAAAAUCCUGUUUAUAACAAAAAGACAUCGACCUUAUCAUUAGUCAGGAGUGUUCCAUAUGAUGCUCCGUAUUCAGGUACUGAUAAAAAUGGUGGCCAUGACAAUCCAGCGUUAGAUAUGGAAUAUAGAGAUUUACAACCCGUAAGUUUCAGUACAAAUUAUGAUGAUGCCGAGUCUAUAACGGAAAUAGACGAAGUCCCAAAGAAACCUCCACGAUCGAAGAAAAGAGUUUCCGUGAUGUCAACGGAGUCUACCGACGGUAGAGUCAUGUCUGCAUUUUUACAAGAAGCAAUAAAUGAAGCCGAUUCAGAGAGUGAUACUACAAAUGAAAGCAAUAAAAUUAAGAAGAAAAUAACUGUUGAUGUUGAUAUGAGAAAGAAUGUUUCUCGAGUUUCUGUAGAAAGUAUUGAAAGUGAAAACGAUUUGCAUACCAGUGACGAAGAAAGCAACGAUGAACAAACUUAUGAAAACAUUACAAUUUCCAGUAAAAAAGAAAUAAAAAAUUCAGUACCGGACGAAUCUUAUGUGGAAACGAAAUCAAGCGAUGACGAAGACAAUUAUGAGGAAGUGGAAUCAGUAAGAACAGAAAAAAACUUGUCAGAUGAAAAUGAAGAUUACGAUAUUGUUAAUGUAGAUGAAUCGGAAACAAAUACUGCAUCUCAGAUCAUCGAUAAAACAACAGAUCAGGUUGAAAAUUCUGACAAUUCGGAUGCUGAUUACGAAAAUUUUGAAAUGAGAUCAGAAAACCAUGAAGAGGGCAUAUCUAUCGGGGUGAUACAGUUAGACGAAACUGAUGGUAAUGAAAUUCACAGUCCAUUUGUUGAAGGAGGAAAAAUGAAAAAGGUGAAGGUUACGUUUGAGGAAAACGAAAUACUUGCGUCAGAUGAGGAGAGCAUUGCCAGCAUUGAUUUGUCUGCCGUCAAAGAUGAAACUGAUAUUGAAACAAACAAUUCUGGAAGUGGUCGUUCGGAAAAUAAUCAAAAUGAUUUUAUUGAAACUCCGAAAGUCAUAAAAGUAAGUGAAAUGCCUUUAUUGCUCCAACCAUUGGCCAAAUCUGAAUCACGUCCUGUGCCUAAGGCUAUCUCAAAGAAAGAAAAAAGAACAAUUGCUCCUGAUCAAUCGGACGUGCGCGAGAAAAUUGCCGUGAAUCAAAAUAAUCCUGGUGUCGUUUCCGAUGAUAGUGAAUCAGAAAAUGAUACAGAUAGUCACAAUUCAGACGACGCGGGUAUAAAUCAAACAUAUUUGUAUACUCAUGAAGAUUCCACGGAGCCCAUUGUAAAAUCAGUUGGUACUUCUGAUUCAUCGGAAAACGGUUCUAUGGAUGAAUUUGAAAAUAUGAACGAAACGAUUGGAAAACAUGAGAGCAAAGAAAAUGACAAUAAUGAACUAGCAUCUAUACCGCCAUUGCCAAAUAUUCCACCUCCAGAUAUACAAAAUUUUCAAUCGAGGAUUUCUUCAGAUUAUGUUAUUACAGAGACACCGAAUGACGUAGCAGAUGCCAGUUCAGGCGACGAAUCUGCGUCAUUUUCUUAUAAAAGGCAAGAACAAAUAAAUGCUGAUUCAAGGAUUUUUGAAACCACCUCUAUACCUUCAUUACCUUUAACAAAACCUCCCCCAACAUUUGAACAAAAUUCAGCGUCCAGUGACUCGUUCGAAAUAUUAAAUGGAACGAACAUUUUGACAACUGAAUAUAUUACUGUGUUCGAAGACUCGAUCUUAAACGUUGACAGCGACAACAAAUCGGACCUGAGCGAAAAUCCCCCGACCCCUCCGAUACCAGGAUCCCCACCGCCAAUAUUCCAGCAGAACCAACCAGAAUUUCCGUACGAUUCGUUCACAGUUAUGGCAAAGCCAGGUGACAUCCAUACUGAUGACCAAUCUCAAACCAAGCACUUAGGCUCGCCCAUGGAUGAGACGGAUGAUGAAUAUGAUGUUCUAACUAACGAUGACUUGAUACCAGUAUCAUCAGAUCCAGAUGAACUCAUGCCUGGGUCGUCCUACGUUACAUCUGUUAAUCCUCAGCUGGUUACAAAAAAUGAAGAGGGAUCCGAUGUCAUUUCAGAUACUAAUAGCGAACCUGGUGAAUAUGAAAAGCCGACAGAUACAGCGUUAUCUAGUUCUACCAUGAAUGCAGAGGUGGAACAAAGAUUUUCUAAAGUUAUUAGUAGUCCCAAAAUAAACUUUUAUGACGCUGAAACAAGCACUAAAGUUAUCGCUAGUCCCAAAAUUAACUUUGACGACUCUGAUUCAGACAGCGGAAAGAGUGAUACUAACAGCGAAUCUUCAGUGUAAAUUUUACAAUUUCAGAUGUCAAUUAUACUUCAAGUUGUUAAUUAUUUAAACUCGUUUUGUUAAUAACGCAUCCAAACUUGUGGUGAAUGCAACCAUUAAACUCAUGUCCAUGUAUAGUGCAUUGGUAACACUAAUGGAAACAUGCAGGAUAAGCUCACUUAUUUUAAAUACUGAAGACGUUCACUGACCACUUACACAUCAGCAUUUUAAAUAUUUGACUCAUCUUUAUGACAUACAAUCCUUAACUCGCUUAAUAGAAAAAUUUACUCCCUAUUUUUCAACUAAAUGACAUAAGACGAGAAAAAUAGAGUAGUACACAAUGAAAGAAUGUGCUUAAAACUGGUACUGAAAAGUGUUCGCUGCCCUGUUGAUCCACUGCUGACAUAUUGAAUUAUAUAGUGUAAUGGAAGAGUAAAAAAGUACCUGUUGUUA